Messenger RNA from Clonostachys solani, 990 nucleotides. The record is from the annotation of a GenBank genome assembly. NCBI's taxonomy places the organism in Eukaryota, Fungi, Ascomycota, Sordariomycetes, Hypocreales, Bionectriaceae.
AUGUUCAAGCGCUCGUUUAGGUCUCAGGACCAGACCCGUGUCGACAAGGCUGCGAGACUAAAGAAGAAUGGCUCAUCGCGGGAGCCCACGAAGUUAACGAAGUUGCAAAAGUCGUUAACGGAGAAGGACCAGCAACAGCCCCAGCACGCUCAGCAUCAGCAUGCUCAGCCUCAACACGCUCAGCAUCAGCACGCUCAGCGCGCUCAGCACCAGCACCAGCACCACCAGGCUUCGAUGCCCAGCCAUCAGCCUAGUAACCCUCAGUCCACUGCUCCUUCACCUAUCGUGACCCUCACAGUUGGUCGCGAAGGCCGACUAUUUGCAGCGCACGAAGAUGUCCUACGUCAGUCGCCGUUCUUCACGGCUGCCUGUUCAGAAAACUUCUUUGAUGCGCAGAACCGGAGGAUAUCCCUCCCCGACGAAGAACCCGAGGUCUUCUCCGCCGUCCUCGAGUACCUCUACAAGGGUGACUAUUACCCCCGCCUGAUCCACAACAGGCAACGGAACUCUUGGGAACUCGAAGAUCAGCCUAAACCGGCAUCGAGAAGUCCUCACCCCUCACCCAACCCGCAGGCCGCAGGCGGUCGCGCUGCAGGCGCCUCACCGGAAGCCGCUGUCUACAUCUCGAGCAUAGGGGCCGACAUCCUCCGCGAUACGGUCGUAUACUGUGCCGCAGAGCGAUAUGGCCUCGACGAGCUGAAGCGACUGGCCUUGCGCAAGCAAGGACUUCAGGCCGGCAUUGAUGUCGGAACCAUCCUGAGGUCAGCCCAGUAUGCCUAUGCCCAUACGCCCGACUCAGACAGCCGUCUGCGCGCUCAUUACCUCGCCCUGAUCAUCCGCUGCCGCAAGACCUUCAAGCGCAGUGGUACCAUGCAGGCUGAGAUGGAAGCUGGAGGCAGCAAAUUAUUUUUCGACCUGUUUGUGGCAAUGUGCAACCACCUGGACGACGUCAUUGAGGUCAGCAACGUCCGAACCCCAAAGACUGUCUGA